AUGGCCAACAUACUCACCCGCAACCCAACCCUCCGAACAGCCCUCCGACCACACAACCCCGAACUCCUCUCAACUAAACCACAACUCACCCCCCUCCGCCCAUUCAAAUCCAACUCCACAUCCACAAAACCAACAUCGAAGAAACCGUCCUCCCCCCUAGGUCACUCCCCAACACCACCGCCCUUCCCAUCCCUCCUCACCCUCCUCCGCGAAUCGCCCCCUCGAACUCGCUACACAGUCCUCACCUUCCUCGCGCUCCUCGGCACGGCGGAAACCUCCUUCUGGCUACGUGUUAUUUACGAGAAGUUUAUCAGGAAAGACGAGGGGGAUGGGCUGUGGGAGAGGUACCUCGUGUUUUUGAAAGGGGUGAGGGGCGUUUGGUUGGGGUUUUAUUGGGGGUGGUGGGGGGAGGGGCUUUGGGGGCUCUGA
This is a messenger RNA of Aaosphaeria arxii CBS 175.79, 429 nucleotides long. RefSeq lists its product as uncharacterized. NCBI's taxonomy places the organism in Eukaryota, Fungi, Ascomycota, Dothideomycetes, Pleosporales. The record is from RefSeq and is a predicted model, not a curated record. The transcript has a single exon. The coding region runs from base 1 to 429 and encodes 142 amino acids.